CGUUGGUUAGUCAGCACUUGAGUGAUUUAUGAGUAAUCUUGACUGAUAAUGUACUUAUGUUUUUUUUUUGUUUUUGUAAGAACUUGUUACAAUUGUUUAAUAAAAUGUCAUUAUAUAUGAUCAAUCAACUUAUUGCGUAUAUUUAUGAUUGCGAUGUAAAUAGAACUGAUGUAAAGAGAAGAAAACCACCCAAGUGUGGUCAGCCUAACCUUUUCUUACGUUAAACACACGUGGACACGUGGAAGCGUUCUAUAGUUUGAAGUUUGUACAUUGUUUGACGUGCGUACCGUCUGUACGCGCGUAUCGAUAGCUCGAAAUAAUUCAAGUUGCGUUUAAAUAAAUGCUAAAAAAAAAAAAACAAAUAAAAUGGCGCAAAGAUUAAGCAACAAAGCGAAAAUCAAAUCGUUUUUCACUGUCACGGGUAGUGCAGUUGCUCUGUUCGGCGGUAUUUCGCUGUAUCAGAGCAACGAAAAGUUUUACAACGAAGUUGCAAUACCGAUGAUGCAUCUAUUGGAUCCGGAAACUGCUCACAAUCUCGCGGUAAAAAUUUUGAAAUGGGGUCUCGUGCCGAGACAGAAAACCGAAGAUCCCCGUACUCUUCGAACAAGUGUGUUCGGUUUCAACUUGACGAAUCCCAUUGGCAUGGCCGCAGGAUUUGACAAACAAGGAGAAGCGGUGGAGGGAUUGCACAAGAUUGGUUUCGGUUUUGUAGAAAUAGGAUCUGUGACACCUAAGCCUCAGAGUGGCAACGCCAAACCCAGAGUUUUCAGAUUGCCGCAAGACAGAGCGGUCAUAAACAGAUACGGAUUUAACAGCGACGGUCACGACGUUGUAUGGAAACGUUUGAAAAAAUUAAAAGAGAACAAACAUUUUAAUGGCAUCGUCGGAAUAAAUUUGGGAAAGAACAAGGAGUCCAAGGACGCGGUUCGGGAUUACAUUGACGGUAUAAAGAAAUUUAUGGACGUGGCGGAUUACUUUGUAAUCAACGUUUCCAGUCCCAACACGCCGGGAUUAAGAUCCCUUCAGAGCAAACAGAGUUUAAAACAAUUACUGACAAGCGUCAAUGAAGCGAGAGAGAUGUUGGAUAGCAAACAGCCGUUGCUCUUGAAACUGGCUCCGGAUUUGUCGGAUUCGGAACGGCAGGAUGUGGCGGAUGUGAUUUUGCAAAAGAAGUCCAACGUGGACGGUUUGAUUUUGUGCAACACGACAAUUGCACGACCGAAUUUAAUCGAUCCGAACAGAGAGGAAAGCGGAGGUCUCAGUGGCGCGCCUCUUACCGACAUAUCCACCGCUAUGAUUUCCGACAUGUACAAAAGAACACGCGGCAGCAUUCCGAUCAUCGGAGUGGGUGGUAUAUUUUCCGGCACUGAUGUUUACGCUAAGAUAAAAGCUGGUGCCUCUCUGGUGGAACUUUACACCUCAUACAUAUACAACGGACCUCCGAUAGUCAGCAAGAUCAAAAGAGAAUUGUGCGAAAUACUCGAGGCUGAUGGUUUUUCUUCUGUGAAUGACGCAAUCGGUCGAGAUAUUAAAAACAGAUAAAUAUUUUCCUGUUAGAGACGCAUCGUAUGUAAUAUCUUUAUGUAUAUACAAUAAUAUAUAUAUAUAUAUAUAUACAAAAAUAAAUUUGUUGCAAUAUAGAUAUAAAAAAA
This is a messenger RNA of Pseudomyrmex gracilis, 1652 nucleotides long. It is a transcript of the gene Dhod, whose product is annotated as dihydroorotate dehydrogenase (quinone). The coding region runs from base 367 to 1542 and encodes 391 amino acids. Gene Ontology annotation, biological process: 'de novo' pyrimidine nucleobase biosynthetic process; pyrimidine ribonucleotide biosynthetic process. Lineage: Eukaryota; Metazoa; Arthropoda; Insecta; Hymenoptera; Formicidae. The record is from RefSeq and is a predicted model, not a curated record. Gene Ontology annotation, cellular component: cytoplasm; mitochondrial inner membrane. The transcript has 2 exons. Gene Ontology annotation, molecular function: dihydroorotate dehydrogenase activity.